This is a messenger RNA of Etheostoma cragini (Arkansas darter), 2215 nucleotides long. RefSeq names its product tetraspanin 33a (gene tspan33a). The record is from RefSeq and is a predicted model, not a curated record. Gene Ontology annotation, cellular component: membrane. Bases 259 to 1110 code for a protein of 283 amino acids. NCBI's taxonomy places the organism in Eukaryota, Metazoa, Chordata, Actinopteri, Perciformes, Percidae. The transcript is spliced from 8 exons.
UAUGAUCACCGGUAAGGGCGUGAGACACAUUAACACACCCAGUUUUUUUACGCACGCCCUAUCAGUGCUGGCCAGACAGCGCUUCGGCAGCUUGGUAACGUUACCCACUGUAACGUGGCGGCGCAAGUAUUAGAAGGAAAUCAGCAGCUCGUCAUCAACGUUUGGUUUUACUUACGGAAACUCGUUUUUUUCAUAGCCUACAGUUAAUCGUUCUUUUUUGCGCAAAGUUGGAUAACACGCGCUUGGAUACUUGUCACCAUGGGAGGAAGACGCAGAGGCGCACCUGGAGCUGGCGAGGACUACUCCUUUGUCAGUCCAGUUGUCAAAUAUCUACUGUUCUUGUUUAAUUUUAUUUUCUGGGUAAUAUCUCUGGUGAUGGUGUCAAUCGGCGUAUACGCGCGCAUGAUGAAACAUGCAGAGGCAGCUCUGGCGUGUCUGUCAGUGGAUCCCGCUGUAAUGCUGAUGGUCGUGGGGGUCCUGAUGUUCAUCAUCACCUUCUGUGGCUGUGUGGGCUCCCUGCGAGAAAACAUCUGCCUUCUGAACACAUUCUGUAUCUGUCUGACAGUGAUCUUCCUGCUCCAGCUGGCUGCAGGCAUCCUGGGCUUCAUUUUCUCUGAUAAGGCCCGGACUAGAGUGACUGAGAUGAUCAACAAUGCUAUCGUCCACUACAGAGAGGACAUUGAUCUGCAAAACCUCAUUGACUUUGGUCAGAAAGAGUUUGGCUGCUGUGGCGGUGUGACGUACACCGACUGGUCCCAGAACAUUUACUUCAACUGUAAGAAGGACAACCCCAGCAGAGAACGCUGUUCUGUCCCCUUCUCCUGUUGUAUCAUACCCAAAGACAAGGAGGUUAUCAACACAAUGUGUGGCCAGGGCAUGCAGGAGUUGGAGUACAUUAAAGCUGGAGACCACAUCCACACCAAUGGCUGCAUAGACAAAAUGGUGAACUGGAUCCACAGUAACCUUUUCCUACUGGGAGGCAUUGCCCUAGGACUGGCCAUACCACAGCUGGUUGGCAUCCUCUUGUCUCAGAUUUUGAUCAACCAGAUCAAAGACCAGAUCGAGCUUCAGAACUACAACCUCAAGCACCGUGCAGACCCGUGGAGCUAACCCAUGUCAGAUCAGACCAGAUUCUGAUGAACAGCACCAGAAACACGGUGACACCAGGAGAUGGUAGAGGGGGGGGGGAGAGAACCACAAAUGCCUGAAAAACAUCUGUCAUCUCUGGUUGGAUUGACCAAUUGGUAUCAUUGGUCUUGGACUUCUACAAAACAAGACUAGUGAAGAGCCAGCAUGUGGACAAACCAUGAAUGUGCUUUCAAACACUUGGCAUGGAAGUGAAGGACAGUACACAUAAGAGAAACAGGUGGAGAAACAGGACUCUGUCACUACCUACUGGACAUAGACAAUGUUUGUAGUUACCAAACCAUGCAGUAGUUGGUACAAGCAACGUCAUUGUCAUAUUGACGGGAUCACUGGCCUUGACUUAAGAACUGCAAUCAGUAUAAUCUAUUACAAAUCUUUUUUGUGUGUCAAAGACACCAAAUAGGAGUGGGCGUUAAUGCAUGUUUGUGUUUUUAUUUUUUCCACUGUAUCCAUAAUUCUGCAAAUGUUAACUUACUGAAAAGGGAAUUUUUUUUUAAGAACAUGUAUUGAUUUUGUAGACUUUUUCUUUCAAAAUAAAAGAGCGACAGACAGGCUGUCCUAUGCAUUCUCAGCAAUGUUGCUUAUCUAGGAGAUACAUCUUACAUUUGGUUGAGGUUGUUUAUGUUAACGUAUUAGCAAUGCGUACUUGAAAUAUAACUGUGUUUUCCAUUUGUAGUUAAAAUAUGUGUCAAAUAGAAAGGUCAACCUACUUGAUAUUGUUUUUUAAGACAAAGCAUAAGUAAUGCACAUAUGCUAGGUGGUAUGUAGUGUUGUGUACUUUCACAAGCCUAUGAAUGUAUUUAAAAAGUAUUUACCUCUGGGCCCCAGAAAUGCAUGAAUUGACCAUUGUAACAGUACAGUAAAAUAACCAUUUUACUUGAUGGGUUUUAAGGUUUUAAUUGACAAUUAACUGUAAACACUCUCUAUAAUAAAAUGGCCAUGUUAGGCUACUUGGUUUUCUUGCUGAGACCUGACACUGCACAUGAUGUCAUUUCCUCCUCACAUUCUAGCCAGCUCACAGCCUGCAUUUGUCUCCAUAUGCUGCCAUUAUAAGUAAAUGUUUGCCAAA